UGUUAUUAGUUCCAUGGAUCAUUCCUGGUGCAACCAAGGACUUGUGGCUGAAGGACAGAAAGAGGAAGCUGGUUACUUCCACCGAGGACACUUCCAUCACGGCCAUGGCAGCUGGAAUCCUCCGUGCCCUCACAGGUGGUAGAGCAGCUGGCCUACUACAUCCAUGUGUCAGAGACGGUAAUCACAGAGGAGACGUUUUGAUGCGGCCCCACCCAGAGCUGAUCAGGAUGACCUGUUUGCAUGCCCCCUUGGUUCCCUUCAGCACCUACUGGGAAAAGAGCAUCAAGGACAACUACACCACUAGCAUGUCCUGCCACCUCGUCAGCCUCACAGAUAAUGGUUGUAGGAAGGUGGACAACACAGUUGUAUACAUCCCAAAGGAAGGCCUACAGCGCAGCCCUGAGGAGGCCAGCAAGGACAAGACGCCAGUACAGAGAAUGGAGAGUAAGCCUAAGGGGCUCUGUGAGUGUAUGAGUAAUGAGAUCAUUCGCCUGUGCUUCCAAAGCAUCUCUCUGGACAAGAUCUUUAAGUGCUACGAGAUCUCCAGUAAGCAAAACCUCAGUGACUGUAUCCAGUGCUGGCUGUCCUGGAAGGAAAUUUACUUGCACGCCUCGCAGAAUCACCACAAAUAUCACAUCAGCGAGCCUGUCACCCACACAGCCAAUAUCACAGUCAGUCCACACACUGGGUUCAGUCACAGGGCAGGGAGAGAAAGCAGAAGGGAGGCAGGAUAAAUGAAGGAAAAGAAGAAGA
This is a messenger RNA of Larimichthys crocea (large yellow croaker), 753 nucleotides long. RefSeq lists its product as uncharacterized. The coding region runs from base 105 to 734 and encodes 209 amino acids. The record is from RefSeq and is a predicted model, not a curated record. NCBI's taxonomy places the organism in Eukaryota, Metazoa, Chordata, Actinopteri, Sciaenidae. The transcript is spliced from 5 exons.